Molecule: messenger RNA, 552 nt
Organism: Acaulospora colombiana
Lineage: Eukaryota; Fungi; Glomeromycota; Glomeromycetes; Diversisporales; Acaulosporaceae
Source: the annotation of a GenBank genome assembly
AUGUCGACGCGCAAAGAGACCGAAGAAUCUAACGUUGCUACCGCAAACCCAAUUGAGACAAACCCCAGGGGAAUUCCUAAAGCCAAUGUUGAAGAGUACAUUGCAAAUUCAUCCUCGUCAGUUGAGACCACACUGGGAAAGUUUCAGGAAACCAUUGCCAAAUAUAAGUUCAUGGAAAUCAAUUUCUUGAAUCGUAAGAAAGGGCUCGAAAUGAAAAUACCCGAGAUCAGAAAAACCUUAACUGCUGUGGAGUUCUUGGUGUCAAAACAAGACACCGAUGAACCGAUAGAAACCACCUUUGAAUUAAAUGAUACGAUGUGGGCCGCUGCUAAGAUCAAAUCGACAAAGACCAUUUAUUUAUGGCUUGGGGCCAAUGUAAUGCUCGAGUAUACACUGCAAGAAGCAAAUGAACUCCUAGAGAACAAGCUAUCUACUGCUCAAAACACGUUAAAUAAUGUGUUGGAGGAUUUGGAAUUUCUCAGGGAACAAAUUACCACUAUGGAAGUUAGUAUCCUUCUGAAAAUCGCCAAAGAACGAUGUCAGGUUCAUUAA